This is a messenger RNA of Corticium candelabrum, 686 nucleotides long. RefSeq names its product collagen triple helix repeat-containing protein 1-like. The coding region runs from base 45 to 539 and encodes 164 amino acids. The record is from RefSeq and is a predicted model, not a curated record. The transcript is spliced from 2 exons. Lineage: Eukaryota; Metazoa; Porifera; Homoscleromorpha; Homosclerophorida; Plakinidae.
UUGGUCCCAAAGGAAGCAGCGGAAAGGUGGGAUUACGUGGAGCAAUGGGACCGAAGGGAAUGAAAGGAGUCGAUGGAAUUAAAGGUUCUAAAGGAGAACAAGGAAAGGAAAGUAAGGUCAACUGGAAGCAAUGUGUGUGGGAUAGGCGAGACGUCAAAGACAGUGGAGUUAUUCAGGAAUGCAGAUUUACGAAACGAUCAGAAAAUUCGGCAUUGCGUGUAGCGUAUGCUGGAAACUUAAGAGUUUACUGUGGCAGUCACUCUACUUGUUGUUCCCGUUGGUAUUUUACAUUCAAUGGAGGUGAAUGUUCUGGUCCCAUGACCAUCGAGGGUCUUGUGUAUUCGAACAGACGGGGAGACGAUGUUCAUCGUCACAGACAGAUUGAGGGAUAUUGUGAGAACAUACCAGCAGGGCAAAUCAAAGUUGCAUUUCACAUUGGAAAAUGCGCCAGACAAAGCAGUACAACAUACGACGGCGAAACAGGAUGGGCUUCUACAUCUCGCAUUAUAAUCGAGGAGACUGCCCCUGCACAGCAAUAAUAAUGCGCGCUGCCGAUGUAUUAAUAACAGUUUGCAUUCUAGUGUCGCAACAAUUCUUGUGUUUAACAUGUUAAUAAUCACAAUUCCUUUAGCUUGUUACGUUUGAGCACAACAAACGACUGCUCUAUUCGCUUGUAAUUCAUCAAU